This is a messenger RNA of Lasiodiplodia theobromae, 1038 nucleotides long. Its product is annotated as Elys-like domain containing protein. The record is from RefSeq and is a predicted model, not a curated record. The coding region runs from base 1 to 1038 and encodes 345 amino acids. The transcript has 3 exons. Lineage: Eukaryota; Fungi; Ascomycota; Dothideomycetes; Botryosphaeriales; Botryosphaeriaceae.
AUGCUCGACAUCAACGACUUCGAGGCGGUCUUCGCCUCAGACUUAACCGGCGGGGACAUCUAUCCGCAUGCCACCGUCAACACAAUUCGCGCAAACCGCCGCACGCUCGGCGGCACUCUCUUCUUCGACAGGUUGCUCGCCCAACUGCACGUUAAGAGCGGCUACCUCUACCCCCCUUCCAAGAAUGCCGACCUGCGCGAGCUGCACGAGCGCAUCACGGCCUCCCCCAUCGCCGACCACUACAAGCAGUCACUGCUCUUCUACCUCCUAAAAGACAGCAGCGGCGAGAUUUCCAGCCAGCCCGAAGACUUCGCCAAAAGCGUCUGCCUCCCGCGCAAAUACUGGGUCGUCAUCGAAGGCCUCUGGCACAUGGACCGCCUGCAAUUCACCACGCCGCGCCAGAACGCACUCGAGUCACUGACGCACCCCUCGCUCCUCCCCACCUUCCCAGAAGAAGUCCUCCGCGUCCUGCUCGAGCACGCAACCAGCGAGACCUCCGACCAGCACCACCAGCGCCGCCACCACCACCAACAGACCAGCGGCACGCAACACCUGCCGCUGGCGUACUACAACGCGGUGCGGCCGCCGCUCAGCAGCGACCCGGAGCUGCAGCGCGCCUACUUCCGCUACCUGGCGGGCCUGUCGGUCACGCAGGCCUACUUCUUCGCGCGCGCCCAGCCGAGCCAGGACCACCGCGCGCUGCUCGAGCUGCUCGUCCACGAGGCCAUGGCGCCGUCGUCGGCCGCCCGCGCCCGCCGCACCGAGGAGCUCGUCGACCUGCCGCUGACCGACGAGGAAGAGGGCUGGUUCGAGGACUACUUGCUCGAGGGCAAGGGCAGGUCGCUGCACGCUUCGCGCGACACCGUCAUGGCCAGGCGGCUUGCCACGGGGAGGUACCCGGACGCCGUCGACGUUGGCAAGGAUUUGAGCGGCAGGAGGUUCAAUGACGUUACGUGGGAUGGGGUUAAGGAUAUUCUGAGCGCUGGACUGGGAUCUAGGGGUACAGAGGGCGUCUUUCAGAUGGCCGACUUCGAUUAA